Pocillopora meandrina is the source of this 354-nucleotide messenger RNA. NCBI's taxonomy places the organism in Eukaryota, Metazoa, Cnidaria, Anthozoa, Scleractinia, Pocilloporidae. The record is from the annotation of a GenBank genome assembly.
AUGACUGCCCCUGGAGUCCCUCAACCCCCCAUCGACGACAACAAGAUGGAUGGGUUACAAGAAAGACUGUUGAAAGAAUUGGUAAAAUCCAUAAAUGCCAACACACAAUCCAUUGUCCCCCAAAUCACCCAAAUACCUUUGACAGUAAAGAAGGAGGAGCCAAAGCCUAAGAAAAAACGUAAACAAACUGAAGUCGAACGAUUGAAAGAGUUCAGUUUGUGGGAACCUUGGGAAAAGAGAGGAUACGAUCCCUAUCAAGCAUUUCAAGAUGACGAAGAUGAAUAUGCACCAAGUACGAGCCAAGGGAAGGGGAAAAAGGGGAAAGGGAAGAGCAAGAAAAAAAAGACUGGUUAA